Messenger RNA from Cydia pomonella (codling moth), 6136 nucleotides. RefSeq names its product phospholipid scramblase 1 (gene scramb1). The coding region runs from base 1758 to 2579 and encodes 273 amino acids. Gene Ontology annotation, molecular function: phospholipid scramblase activity. Gene Ontology annotation, biological process: plasma membrane phospholipid scrambling. Gene Ontology annotation, cellular component: plasma membrane. The record is from RefSeq and is a predicted model, not a curated record. Lineage: Eukaryota; Metazoa; Arthropoda; Insecta; Lepidoptera; Tortricidae. The transcript is spliced from 6 exons.
CCAAAAUUUAUUGUUUUUUUUUUUCUAUUUUUGUGUGAAAAUCUUAAUGCGGUUCACAGGAUACCUCUACUUACUAAGUUUCAACAGUAUAGUUCUUAUAGUUUCGGAAAAAAGUGGCUGUGACAUAACGGACAGACAGACGGACAUGACGAAUCCAUAAGGGUUCUGUUUUUUGCCAUUUGGGUACGGAACCCUAAAAAUAGUCUGUACAGAUGCUUUACCAUUUAUACCUACGAUACAUAGUUAUAUAAAAUAUGAUAGCACUGAUAUCACCUUCAUUCAAGGUAGCCGUGAAACGCCAUGGUGUUGGACAAGUGUGCAGUGGAUUUUCUUUAGCAUUUUAGUAUAAAUUUAUUUUAUUUAUAAUUUUUUUCUAAUUCAUGAGGUUAUUUUACUGUACACAAAGGGUCAUAAUUACAAGGAUAAAUUCGCAAUUAAUUAUCCCUCUAACCACAUUGCUCGUUUUUUAUGUGUAUAAUAAAGUAUAAUAAUACAUAAGGACGUUCGAGUAUUACGUAAGCAGAUUUUUCUCAAUUAACACCCCUCUGCAAAUAAAUAACAAAAUCUUAAUAGAUUACCGAUUAGACAGCAUUUAGACGAAAUUUUGAAAAUAUAUAUUGCUGACGUAAUCACCAUGCAAAGUCCCCAAUGUCAGAGUAGAGUACUAAUACUAAUAAGAUUUGGAGGUGUAAGGGCUCUCCAAGCAUCAAAAUGAAAUAAAUGUUUCGAACCUUCUCAUCAUCACAUCAAUCUAACAGUUUAAACUAAUGCUACAGAAUUCUUGACUAGUAUGUAUCCAAUAAGUCAAUAUUAGACAAUACAACAGAGACGUAUAUAUUUUCUCUACAGUAAAUUCAUUAAGCGUGGAGAUGUAUAAGGUCCUUACAGUUCGCGAAAAUUAAUAAAAUGAAAUAAGAUUUGGAGGUGUAAUAAAAUUAUUUUUAAUUAGUUUGUGCAUAUAAAAAGUAUGCCUACUUACAAACGAACUUACUUUUCCUUGGCUAUCGAUAUUGAAGGGGAAAUAAGAAUAAAGGUCGCUAAAUCAUAACAACCUAUACUUACUACUAGUACUAAACACCUAAGACUAAUCUGAAGUGCAAAGACUAUGUCAACGUCCUAUUAUUUGUAUCAUUGAGCAAACUAAGUGCAUGACUCCGUGAUAAGGAUGUUAUUUGCUAGCUAGACGAAAGGCCCUUGCCAUCGCUCAAGAGAGCUGAUUACAUACAUAUUUCUCAUUCGUAAGCGUAACUCAAACGUGCUACAGCAUUACAUCGGUGUCGGCAAUAAUGUUAAUGUUUGUUAAGCCACUAAGCGUCAUUUAGUGUCAUUAUUAAUCACAAGACAGACAUGCACAAUCAAGAUAAUUGCUAUUUUUUUGAGACUCCGAAAAAUCGACUCAAAUUUAAAAGUGUUAAAUGGUGCCAGCUUAAGAGCUUAAUAUGUAAACAUUAUUCAAAAGUGACAAGUGUGAAGGACAAAAGUGUUUAUAUAACGACGCUCAGUUCGGCUAGUGUUAAGAGGAGUUUGUGUAGAAUGUAUGAAAGACUUUUCACAUCUCAGCGAAGCGGCUAUGAACAAUUUUUGACUGAUGAAGAAAAAAAGUUGAUUUUUCUUGCUGAUAACUGCCCGCAGUUCUCAGCGGAUCGAUAUUAAAAAACUAAUAAAAUAAAAUCUAAUUGUUUAAGUAUUAAAUAUAGGUAAACGAGUUUCAGUUGUAGUUUAUUUUUCAGCCUAGGAAAUAAAUAAAUAGUGGCUGGAUGAGUAUCCCGACAGGCCUCACCAACUGCCCCCCAGGUCUAGAAUACCUCUCUAUGAUCAAUCAGCUGCUGGUCCACCAGAAGGUCGAGCUGCUGGAGGCCUUCGUGGGCUUCGAGACCAACAACAAGUACACCAUAAAGAACAGUGUCGGACAGAAAGUGUACUUUGCUGUGGAGGACAACGACUGCUGCACGAGGAUGUGCUGCGGACCAAUGCGGCCGUUCGACAUGAAGAUCUUGGACAACUUCCAGAACGAGGUUAUCCAUUUGCGUCGGCCGCUCGCCUGCUCGACUUGCUGGUGCCCGUGCUGGCUCCAGUCCAUGGAAGUCACCGCUCCGCCCGGCACCGUGAUCGGAUCCAUCGAGCAGGAGUGGUCCAUCUGCAAACCUAGCUUUGUCAUUAAAAAUGCCGCCGGCGACGUGGUACUCAGGAUCAAGGGCCCGUUAUGCACUUAUUCGAUCUGUGGCGAUGUUGGUUUCAAGGUGUACUCCAAGGACGGCGAAAACAAGGUCGGCAAAAUAACAAAGCAGUGGUCGGGGCUGGCUCGCGAGGCGUUCACGGACGCCGACUACUUCGGUAUCAGCUUCCCCAUGGACCUGGACGUCAGGAUCAAGGCUGUGCUGCUCGGGGCCUGCUUCCUUAUUGGGUCCACAUUUAGAAAACGUUCAAAGAAAUCAAGAUCUGCAAGUUAUAUGCGGACUUCAUGUUCUUCGAAAAAUCCGGAAACCAGGAAAAUGACGGGGUCGGAAUGUUGUAACAAAACAGUCAUAGUAAUGGGGAAGGUGCAAAAGAAACAUUUACAGCAUAUUCUUAACCAAUGAGGCCAAGUAGUCACUAAGGAUCAACCACACCGGAACAGACCAAAGAUAAUAUUUACUUACCCAGAUUGACCUCUGGCACGCUUGCCUCACACGUUGCGUUAUUUUCGUAUUUUCUCGGCAAACGAUGCGUCAAUGUCUUUUAAACUGUUAAACUCUUAUUCAGAGGUCUAAAUUUGUCACCAAAUAACGACCUGUAGUAUUUAAUUUCGAAUUGACAUUUCAUUCUCUUUCCAAGGACGUCGCCCAGGGGUUAAAGAAGAGAGAAUAAAAUUUGUAACUGAAUGUAUGCUCUCCCCCUCCCCUUAACCACCGGCCAUAUCAACUUUUCCCCCAAACUGGCCACGCCCUUGUCUCCCUCCUGCCCGACUCGAUAUACUUACCGUCGGUAAGGAGCGAGGGUUCAAGUUUCGGUGUGAUCGAUCCUUUAUGGAAUUUAUUGUGAAAUAUGAUGAAAAAAACAUUUCAAUAUUUCAAUGACAAUUGAAGACAACCGUGUACUCAAGUACAGUUUUAGAAUGCCAAAAUUAUUUAAAUAUUAUGUCUCAUUUAUUGAAUUUAGUAAAAAUUUGGUCGAAUUUUUGACGAGUUGCUAACUCGCCUUAGUUGGCUUUUAUUUGCAAUAUCUUUACAGUAGAUUAACAGUUCUUGUGAAGACAAUAUCUGAAAAUUGCAUAUUUAUGCAAUAAAAUAAUGCUAAUGCUAGCAUUCUUCCCCACUGCAUAAUUAUUUAAGACGCUAGAGUAAAUAAGCCUAUGUUAGGUGCUUAUUCAACGUAAUAAUAUUUGAUAGCGCAUUUACAAUAUUUACGUUUUUUUGAUGUUUUUAAAUUUUUUAUUACUUAGUUUUAUGAAUCUCGUAUGAAGAAUCUUUUCGCACAAUCUCGUAUUUGUUUUGAUACGUAAAUGUAGCUUUAUACAUCUGAAUCUAUAGACUGUAGAAUUUCUCGUGUAACGGUGGCCUUCGAUUUUGUAGUUUAUAAAGUUUGCAUUUUAUAAAGCAUUUUCUAGAGUGAAUAAUAUAUAAAUAUGACGCUUAAAGCCUUUACCUACCUUUAUACCAUGUAAAAAAUGUAGGCCCGAAGGGUUAUCGUCCCAAAGAAAAUUUGAAUUUUGCGCCUUUUUUUACUGACAAAGUUGUUUGACAGAUUAUAAGUGAGAAAGUUUUAUUUGUUUUGGUUGUUUGCCAAAAGACCCGAAUGGCGUAUGCAUAGAAGAUUUAUAUUUUCGUGUAAUGCUGUUGCAUUUUCGUGUAUUUCGUGUAUUUCUUGUUACUGUUACUAAAUUUUGGCUAUAUUAAUAUACAAGGUGCUCGUAAGCAUUGCGAGAGAUUUUAACGAUGCAUUCCUGAUGGCAACAGAAGCAAAAAAUGUUAUAUAACUUUUUGUGAAAUUCGACAAAAAAAAAUUUUUUUGUUUUUUUUUUCCUUUUUUUGAACACUCCUGUACAUAAAACGUAAUUUUUAUUGAUAAACACAACCUAAAAUUAACUAAAAAGUUUUUUUUAUUUGGGGGUAGCCUCUCGAAUACAUUGUUUUAAUUAUUCGAUGUCAAUCAAUAGGUAUGUCUAGACUUAGACCUCAAAGUGGUAAUACUGCAGUCAAAAAUGUGUUUUGUACCGACUUAUGGCGAAAGAAUGAUUCAGAAAAAACAUUUAAUUAUCUCUGAAACUAGGCCUAAUCCAGAAAAUUUUAUAUGACAUUUUAGUUUCUAAAUAUUACCAGGAAUGCUUAGUUAAAAUGUCUCGCAAUGCUCACGAGCACCUUGUAUAUACAAACAAACAUAUAUAUAUAUAUUAACAACCUGCUAUGAUUGGGUUAACGUGUGCGUACGCUUUUUACAUAGUCGUAAUUAAUUAAUAUUAAAUACUUAUGAUAUGAUAUAUGCUUUAUAAUGUAAUGUACCGUAUUUUAGCCACGCACAACAAUAAACUAUUCGACUGACUACGUAAUCAAUGAAUAUAAACUGUAUGAAGAUAUACUAGUUGCACACUACUCUAACAUAGUUUACAAAUAGGCAACAAAAGGUUCAUUAUGUAAUCCAUUAUAAAAUUGAUAUAAAAUAGUAACUUUGUACAUCAUGUACUUUACAAUUGAGUCGUAUAUUCAUACAUACCUACAUAUUUUUAUGUUGUUAUCUAUGUGCCACCUUUUUUUACGAAGGCAGACAGUACGAAAGCAUUACGUGCGUAUUAUAGGUAAUAAAUGUAAUAAACUUCAAUUGUGCUUGUAUGUACAUUUACCUAGCCCUUUUAUGCUUACCAAAGAGUUACUGAUGGUAGAAAAAGGUGCCCCUGAGUUUGAUAGCCGUACAAGCUAGCUAAACGGCCCCAUAUGUUUUGUGUAUGGAAGGAAUGGAAUCUCCAUGUACCAAAAAGUGUCAUCAAAAAACCUUUAAUAGGUGGCGCUACAAUACCUGGAAUACUUGGAAAAAAACCAAAUCAUAGACGGCGCACUUCACUCCGUCAAUAACGCAUAGGUUCUUAGCUACUCUAGCGCUACUCUGGAGAGAUUUGGAACUAUUAUUUAUAGCUGACAGCUGGACACUUGCAACAGUUCUACCAUAAGAGAUUUCACUCCUUUUAAUUCCAAACUCCAUAGUUUUGUGGUAACUGAAUUGUCAAAGAACUUUAAAGGUCAACUUGACAACUAGGAGGCUAAUUCAAACUUAUAGAGUCAGACCAAGCUAAGUUGGCAACGGAGUUACCGCGCAACAUAAUGUACGGGACCGUACGGCGCCAUCUAAGUAUUUCAUAUUUUGUCAAACUACUGCAAGGGUAUGAUUUUUUCUUACAAGAGGUGUCAAACCUUGUCCGUAGACCUCUUCUACUAUAAGUAAAUAACUCUUCAAUUAAAUACAUAAGUAAGUACAUAGAUAUACAAAACGAAUUUUAUAAAAAUGUUGUACACGGGUGAAAUCCUUGUUCCUAUUAUUCUUAUGUACCUAUAUGAGUAUAAUACUCCCCCAUGGGUUGUAUUUAAACUUAUAAUAAAAAUACUUAUGCAACAUAACAAGUCCUUACCUAUACAUAAAAGAUAAUAGAAGCCAAAUUAAUUUUAGUACUUAAUUUAAAAAAAUUGUUAACAAAGUAACAAGUAUUAUGUAUUGGUUAUGUUACGGAAUUUACAUUGUUUCAUUUUUUAUAUUUGUUUCAUAGUUUAGUGUCGGCUGCGGCUUGCGGCUGACAAUAAUAUAUAAAAUAUAUUUCAUAAUUACAGCCUGUAAGGAUGCUACCUUCACCCAAGCGACAGUAGCUCGAGUGCCUACUGAGAACAUCGAAAAUACAAGUUUCGUAUUCUAGCGUUAUCCUGGCAUUGACCUCGGCUCAAAACAAAAACGAUCGAGAGGUAGAUAAAGAAAUUCUAUUUUCGUUUUUGUUCGAGGUAGCCUUUCCAGAGUCUUGGUAUCUCAUUCGAUUUUUUUUUUUGCAUGCUAGUGUUUUUAACUUUUUAUAUUGCUGACAUUCUUUAUAAAUGUUACCUUUUUACUUAGGUAUUGCUAAUUGUUUUAGAAAUUAUGUAUUGCACAUUAUAAUGGAAAUUAAAUAAUCUUUCAAGUACAA